This is a messenger RNA of Haliotis rufescens (red abalone), 6952 nucleotides long. RefSeq names its product protein lin-54 homolog. Gene Ontology annotation, cellular component: nucleus. The record is from RefSeq and is a predicted model, not a curated record. Gene Ontology annotation, biological process: regulation of DNA-templated transcription. The coding region runs from base 269 to 2644 and encodes 791 amino acids. Lineage: Eukaryota; Metazoa; Mollusca; Gastropoda; Lepetellida; Haliotidae. The transcript has 12 exons.
AUGUUGAGCUUUCACGGAAAACUAAAUCACUAAUUAGGACGAUUCGGCAAUAAUAUACAAACGGCCAUGUAAUGCGUCCUCCAAUGUCAUCCAACCCUAUUUGGUAAAUAUGGCACAGUGGUGCGAUAUAGAGAUGUAAGGCAUUACCAAAAAUGACGAAACAGAUGGAUUGCUCUUAACUUCUUUUGAGAAUGUGAAUGUAGACACAACACCAAUUUCCAUUGUGAAAACAAUCUCUUCAGAGGGUGUGUCUCUCUUGACUCCAUUGAUGGGACGUGCUGACCAGGCAAAUAGUUCGGGGUCGGACAUCAAGACUGUGGAAGUCAUUGGGGUUGAUUCUGACAAGUUGCAGCCAAAAGAUAUUGUGUCGAGUGGUGAUUCUGUUGUGAUUCAACCUUCUACCAGUUUGAUUGGAUCAUUAUCUUCUGCACUGCAAGGGACACAGACCAUUUAUCUGAGAGGCCCUGGGGUGGGUGGUUCUCUGGAUUCUUUUGCAGGUGGUACCAAGACUAUUGUUGUACAGUCCCCUAGCAACAGUGGCGUUCUGGGGACAGAUAGUGGACAUCAGACCAUACGGGUUGAUACAGGCAGUGUUCGAGCCAACCAAAUGCAAACAGCAGUGGUGGAGGUGCCAUCUAGUAAUGACAAAGUGGGGAUCAAGAGGCAACUGUCUUCUGGAUCUGGCACCAAUCCAAUUGUGACUAAAGUGAUAAUUACUAAAAACCCUACGACUAGUCAGCCCCAGGCUGUUCCUGUGCAAAUGGCUCAAGUUCAGCCAGGUCAGACUGUUUCAUUGCAAUCACUAGCUGGGAUAAAUGUGAUGCCACACGUUCAGUCUCCUACAAAAAAUGUGACUAUAACCUCACAGGGAAUUGUGUCCCCUAUGAAAACAGUGCUAGCAACAUUACCAGGAUCUCCUACGAAAGUCAUCCCUGUAAAUAAAGUCCCUCUCUCGCCUGCAAAAACUCCUACAAAAAUUACUAUGAUCCCUGUGUCUAUAGCUAAAUCUCCACAACGUUUAAUGACAGUAUCAGCGAGUGGCACUGUAAUGGCAAGGACAUUCACAGACUUAGCAAGCACGCAUACUACAUGCACAACAUCAGCGGCCAAACCUGCAACCAUCACAAUGUCUCCAUCUAAACUCAUAAUUAAGCAAGGCAAUGGGAAGACUAAUGUACUGGCUCAAUCGGUGUCCACGAAGAGUCAUCCACAGCUUGCCCCUGCUCAGCCCGUGUUUCGCCCCAUGCAGAUCCGAGGGGCAAGCAAUGUACAGCAAAUACAAGUCCCCGGCAGCAAGUUUCAUUACGUGAGGCUAGUCAGCCCUGCCUCUCAAACCUCUACUGCUACAGUGUCGAAACCCUCCACAACAGUUACCCAGGUGAUACAGACAGGGCGGCCCAUUGCCCCGGCCUCCUUGACAACUGCUUCUCAACCCAGCACUUCCCAAGUGAAGAUAACCCUCCCUGUACAGUCAACACAACUGGUAGCCAAGUCAGGGGUUUCAGCUGGUUCUCAAAAUGUACAGCGUAUUCUGCUCCCGGCCCCAAACACAGUGAACACAGUAAGGACAGCAACAAACCAGAGCCUGUCCCAGCUGCGACACAGUGUCCAGGUGUCUUCACAGGGGGGCGUGACAGCCCUGCCAUCUGGGGCCACCAUCCUCUCUGCUGGAGCCAACAUACAGGGACUACAAGGCUUUGCCCUUGUGCCAGCCACAUAUGUCACUCAGAUUCAAAAGCAGAUGCAGCAGUCUAACCAGUCAAGUCAGCAGCAGCAGCAGCAGCAACAACAACAACAGCAACAGCCACAGCAGACGAUACAGGUGGCGUCUCAGCAGUCCCAGCAAACGCAGCAGAGAGAUUACAUUCCUAUAGCCAGUAGUGAUCCCUCUGUGUCUGCAUCUGUGCUGGCCAGGAACUCACUGAAUGGAACAACAACGCUAGAAGCUACUGGUGCCCGGCCAAGAAAACCAUGUAAUUGUACAAAAUCUCAGUGCUUGAAGCUAUACUGUGAUUGUUUUGCAAAUGGUGAAUUCUGUCACAACUGCAACUGUACAAAUUGUGCCAACAACCUAGAGCAUGAAGAGGAACGUUCUCGAGCAAUCAAGUCUUGUCUUGAUAGAAACCCCAUGGCUUUUCAUCCAAAAAUAGGAAAAACAUCCAAAGUAGAUGGUGAUAGGCGGCACAAUAAAGGCUGUAACUGUAAGAGAUCUGGAUGUCUGAAGAAUUAUUGUGAAUGUUACGAGGCUAAGAUUAUGUGCUCCAGUAUAUGCAAGUGUGUUGGUUGUAAAAACUUUGAGGAGAGCCCGGAGAGGAAGACACUGAUGCACCUUGCUGAUGCAGCGGAGGUUCGAGUGCAGCAGCAGACAGCAGCUAAAACUAAACUGUCUUCCCAGAUGUCCGGCCUUCCAUCUAAACCGCCGCUGUCAUCAGCCAGUGGGGAGAGGUUGCCGUACACAUUGAUCACGACAGAGGUUGCAGAGGCCACGUGUGCAUGUCUCCUGGCCCAGGCGGAGGAAGCGGAACGGAUGAAGAUGCCCCCAGUUGUUCAGGAGAGGAUGGUCAUUGAGGAGUUUGGACGCUGCCUCAUGCAAAUUAUAGAAUCUGCAAAUAAAACUAGAGCUGCUCAAGAAUCAUUGCCUUGAUGGACAGAGACCAAUAUCCAGAACUAACCCUGAGGAGAAGCUGACUGAAGCUCCACUCUGUCUGCCUCACUAUGAGAUGCCUUGUCCCCUUCCAGUCACAUACACACAGUACUUCAUGCAAGGAGUACACUCAUACGUUGCCAGGCAAUAGAAGUCCCAUACUGCUGCUGUGCUGCAUCCCAUGGAAGCGCCUCCUCAACCAUGCUGGCCACGCCCAGCAGACCAUGUGGCAAUGUGAUACUACUGUGUAUAAAUCAAUGGCAAUACAUAGCUGAAGUCAGGAUGUGGUGUGCUGUUAGGAGUGAAACGACUUCUUACACCUAUGUAUUGGUGUGGCUGAGAACAAGACCGACAGUGAUAUUGAAAGCUGGACCACACUAUGAUUGACGUUGAGGACAUGACCAUUCAUUUCUAAGAGUCUUGAUGAAAUGAUGUUAUGAUAAUGACGUUAAGGGCAUGGCCUUGCAAUGAUAAAUGACAUUGAGGGCAUGCAAAGAUGUCCGAACACCUGUGCCUAUAGAAGCUUGGUCAGUGCAGCUUCACGACGGCCCACGAUCUUUCUUGUCUUUGAGAUACUUGUCAUGAAGCUCGCUCCCUCACUUGCUGCCAACUUGGCAUUGCCCAGUACGCCUCCACUUGGAUCUGGUAGGAAUGGACUACCAUCUCAGAUAUAAUAAUAUAUGCAGAUAUUGUAUAAUGUUCAACUUGUACAGUGUUAAGAUGGUGCAUAUGUGCACAUGUAUUAUUCAGCAGAUCAUGCUGACAACAGAUUUUAUUGUUGUUUAUUAUCUAUUGAACUGUAUGAUAUAUGUGAAAUAUGAUAAACUAUUGUUUAAAGUAUUGUUGACUCCAGAGCACGAGCAUUUGUACUAUAUUUAUAGCCAGCACUCGGCAGUGCCAAACUGUUGAAUUUUACACUGUGUUUGUAUCUUCACGUGAUGCUCUGGAGGGCAGGAAUAUUGUAGUAUUUGUUUCAACAGUUGCAUCCUUGUGACAUAAUCUGAUGGUGUGUAUAGAGCUGUCCUCCUGCUGCCCAUGUUGGAUGUGGGUCGGUAGCCCUGUGGAAAAUCAUUUGUAUAGACUGUAAUGAUAGUGCAAUAUCAUGAUUUACUCAGAAUUAACUGUUGUAUCCUGAUCAUUUCUCAUUAAUUGACAGUGCUCAGCAGUUUUGCCUCUUUUGGGAUAUGUGUGAGAAUGGAUUUGUGAGAGGGAAAACCAAACCCAGCUGUGUAUGUUAACUGUGCUGAUUGCUGUGAAAUCCUUGGUCAUGCAGUGUAACAUGCAAUUCUUGUUGGAGAGAUUUGCCACAAUGGCAGCUGAAAUAUGACGGCACCAUGAUUGACUAAUGGAACUAUUGAAUAUAUGUGGACAAAUUGCACACCAGACAAGUGAUUUGUGAUAAACUGUUGCUUAUUAGUGUUGGUGUUGAAAGUGGCUAUGUUGGGAUGGGACCUAUUUGACCAUGCUAGGCCCAGUGGGCAUGGUGCUAAAUAGGACAAAAUGGUCAACUCAGGAUUCUUUUUCAGAAUUUGUUUUGGGGGCUGUCAGUACGGAUGUCAUUAAUCAUGUUAUCUUGGAAUAGAAUCCAAACAGUUAAUGAUUCGGUGAUAUUUUUGUAUGAAUCUAUAGUGUACAAUCUGUCCAGACAAUGGAUAAGUGAUUAUUUGUUUCCUUUGUUGGAAGUGUCACCUCCCUCAGUACAACUGCUGAGCACCAUUCUCAUGAACAUCGCCAUUCAUCCCACUAUCAUCAUCCUCCAUCAAGCCAAUUUGAAAUCUAUAUUUUUACCACAAAGUAAGUCGUUGAUGUACAAGUCAUUGUAAAGCUAAUUCUGAUACAUCAUUUAUGCUGUCCUGUUUGCCUUCAGCUUAAGCAUAGUUACAAAAAAGGAAUACAUUUUCUGUCUUGAAAAUCAUGAUGCUACUAUUGACCUGAACCUAUGUCUCUGCAUAAAGAGACAGUGGUCUCUUUCUCCAUGUAAGUGGCCAUUUAGUUACCUAUUGAUGGUCACAUGCAGUGUUGGCUGCACAUACUUUCUAUAAGCAAGUGUAAUUAAAAAGCAAUGUUUUCUGAAAAUAUUCUUGACCUUUUUAGAUUUUAUAAGUUAGAAUACACAUUUCAAUAGCAUUUAUGGUUUCACAUUCAGUUGUUUCAUGGUGGUGUUUUAGUCUUUUAUUUGGAUGAAAUAACUUAUGUUCCUUGUUUUCAUACUUGACUUACAUGAUCAUUAAGAUAACAUAUUUUUAUAAAGAAUUUUUAUGCUUAACGAGUAUUGGCAUUUUUUUAGUGAGUAGAUGCUAAAAAUGACCUGGUUUUGUUUUUGAUCCCCUCAUCACAAACCUUCAUUUUAUAGUCACCCUGUAUUGUUUUUGGUUCACCCCAGGUCACGUCACGUCUUGUUGAUCUGUUAAGUUCUGAAACAAAUGUUUGACCAAAGUCAGCCUUCAGCUCACCUAAACUGAUCGUUCAUAUGCUCUUGUGUCAUGGUGUUGUGUGCGGUCUACCCAUCCUAAACCAUUGCCCCUAAAACCACAAGGCCCAUGCAGCUGAAUCUUGUCAUUUAGGAUCCCCACGGUCCGUGUCUUGUUUUAUUGUUCACAGAAAUGUUUAAUUAAUUACACAUGCAGUGAAGAUGUCAUGUUCAGACAUUUUUUUAAACCCAAUUUGUGACCCAAAAUUCCAAAAUCAUCCAGGUGAGCUGGAGAGCAUUGUGGCUGUAUUUUCAAAAACUUUUGCAAUAUUCAGGGCAUAUUCACACUCAUUUUCAAAUAUCACAUUUAAGCCAGUUAAGUUUUUGUUAGGGAAGAUUUUUGUAAUGUGCAAAAGAUAUUUUGUCAUACCAAAGAAGGAGAUUGAUACCGGCCUUGAUUACACAUGUCCACCUUUCCUACAAGUAACAUUAUUCUCUCCGAACAUUUCCAUGUUAUAUCUUCAUAAAUAUAUAUUUAGUCGGUUAAAAGAUAUGUCGGAAAAACAGUUGAAAAUGAAAAGGCCAUCCUAUAUGUAUCAACAUGUUCAACACACCUCAUGUUUCAUUGCAGUGCCAUCAUUUUACUUACAUCAAUACUCUCGAAAUAUGUCUAUUGUUUACCCUCAGUUCUGUAUACACCAAAUUAUUUACCCUUUAGCAACAUAUUUUCAUUUAAGUUUCUUUUCCAUGUCAUUUUAAGUGCACUACCAUGCCAAAAUAGUGACCCAUGUUUACCGAGACAAUGUUUAAGUACGGCUAUCUGCGCAAUCAGUACGUUGUUAGAAGUCUAGUGAGACGACCUGCUCACAUUACUAACUUGGAUAUGAAUGAAGUACCGGAAUGAUGAGGUUGAGUGUCGUAUGGAGAGAUUGGGCUAACGAAUCUUCUAGAAACUGAUCAUGUACAGGUCAAGUAAGGUGGAGUUAUAUUCAAUGCUUCCCUUUGUGACAUUGCAAUGAAAAUGUCCCCGAAUUCAUCCAGUGACAUUUGGUUGUGAUAUUGCUGUUGUCUUUCUAAACAGUAUAAGGACUUGGUCACUGUGAGAAUCUAAUGUUACAUUUACCGGUAAAUCAUAAUAUUUCUUGAUAAAGAUUUUCUUGACAAUUUAAAGCUAUGGUUACUUAUCAGAUCUUAUCUUGUGACUUAGCAUGGAUUAUGUUUUUAUCAGACUAUUUCUUUCCUCGGCAACUCAAGAAUCUAUGGAAAGAUUCAGAUAUUGUGUGUUUCUCUAAAAGUGUGCGAAUUAUAGAAGCAUUUUCUUCAAGUAUGAUAUUUUAGUGAAUGGCCAUAAUGAGUAUAAAAGCUUUGUUAUGUAAUAUAAUUGAACAAAUACCUGUGAUUUGCUUCGUUAUGGUAGAAGUAAGUUUUGUAUUGAGUGCUAGGUCAGUUUUUAGCUCAAGGGAGAUUCAGGGUACAUGUGUAUUGUAGGAAUAUGUUUGGAUGCCUGUAGAUGGCAAGACUGAAGGCACCAUUGAGCCUGAUCCAUUGAUGUCAGGGUUGCAUGGAGUGGGUAAGAUGAAACUUCUUCAAAGACAUAACAGGGGUAGAAGAGAUAUGUAGCAGAGCAGUAAUCUGAUGAAUGUCUUUAGAAUGCGAGGAAGAUGCUAAUGUUAGCAUUUUGUUAAGAGUGCAAGACAGUGAAGUGUAAGCGUUGUGUUGAGAGGGUACAUCUGUGGGAGCCUGCUAGAGGAGGGUGAAAGCAUUGUGUGUAGAAUGUCUGUCCUUUGUCCACCCAGUCUCGGUGUGCUGCUUCAUCUUGCUUCUCCUAGUAUGCAACUUGUAAGCUGCAUGAUAAACUCAUUCUUAAAUUGUGAAUAAAUUUAAUGCAAAAUAUUAAA